This is a messenger RNA of Rosa chinensis, 1417 nucleotides long. RefSeq lists its product as uncharacterized. The record is from RefSeq and is a predicted model, not a curated record. The coding region runs from base 372 to 839 and encodes 155 amino acids. NCBI's taxonomy places the organism in Eukaryota, Viridiplantae, Streptophyta, Magnoliopsida, Rosales, Rosaceae. The transcript has 5 exons.
CAAAAUGGGAAACCUGAGCUCUCUUCUCUCUCCUUUCGCCGGAAAUCUUCUCCAAGCUUCCACGGCGAUUUCUUCCUCCUCCGGCCACCUUUGGACGUGAAAUUCUUGGGUUAGCUUCGCCUUGACCUUGCGCACCUCCCCGUGGGCACCUUGCAGCCUAUCUAGGCUUGUAGCCGCCACUGCAACAAAAUCCCGAUCCAAACCCAGUUUUUGGGUCAACGCACUGCAAUAUAGAUGACCUUCUCUGUGUCCAGAUAAAGAAUGUUUCUCUAGCACAUGCACCCAAUAUUGUGGUGUAUGUAGAUGCUAUAACGAUUGUCUCUCAGGAGGCUUCAAAAGGUGGACAGUCUGUAUCGUUACCAAUUGUAUGUAUGGAAGCAGGAAGCGACCAUAGUUUACCAAAUUUAGCACUCAGGAGAGGUGAAGAGCAUUCUUUUAUUCUUAAACCAGCAACAACCCUGUGGAAGAAUUUCAAGACUGGUGGUGAUAGAAGCACUCAACAAUCACUAGCACAGGCUGGAAAGGCUGGAAAUGCAGCAUCAAGUUCACGUCUAGCAUUGAAGACCGCUGAAGGAAAAAGGGUUGCUUCAACUGCUGGCGAGUAUGCAAUUAUGGUAUCCUGUCGGUGCAACUACACGGAGUCAAGAUUGUUUUUUAAACAGUUAACAAGUUGGCGACCGCGUAUUUCAAGGGAUCUUAUGAUAUCUAUUGCGUCUGAAAUGUCUGGACAAUCUAGUGCACCAAAUGCUGGAGUCUCCCAACUUCCUGUUCAGGUUUCAUAUACUGAUAGCUUGUAUCAUAUGUGUCUUAACUCUUUAGGCUUCAAACUUAACAACUAAAGAUCUAUCUCUGACAGUUCUUGCACCGGCUUCAUUUACUUCGCCACUGUCAGUUGUAUCCUUGAAUGCUUCACCUUCUUCUCCAAUGAGUCCAUUUGUUGGUUUUCCUGGGUUUACCGGAAGAACAACUGCUGAGAGACAUAACUUUACAAUGCAGAGGCUGAACUCAGCACCCUCUAUAUUGACAAAUCAGAACAAGCUUCUCUAGUAUCUGAUGUUGUUCCUACUGCUGGUUUAGGUUGUACACAUUUGUUGCUUCAGAGUAGAGUUCCACUAGGGUAAUACUUCAACCCCCCUGUCUCAUUUUUUUUUUUUUUUUAUGUUCAUGGUUAUUCCAAUUAUUAUAAUCUUCUAUGGACAUGUUAGAUGUGUUCCCUCCCAAUCUAUGACCACCAUCAAGCUUGAGCUACUUCCAUUGAUCGAUGGCCUAAUUACGCUGGACACUCUUCAGAUUGAUGUCAAGGAAAAAGGUAGUUAUCCCCCUGUUUCUACUGCAGAUUGUCUAGACAUGGAUCCGGUUCUAUCCUCUAUGUUUAUGUAGGUACAAGUUUUGGUGUGUUGGCAUUCCAUACAAAACA